AUGGCUCCUCGAGCUGGCUUCAAUACGGACCAGAUAAAGGAUAAAGCGCGCAAGGACCUCCUUUACCUGCUCGAGGCUGUUCGCGGAAAGAAGAACCUCAUUCUUGAGCGCAGCUUAGCAGGCCCAAUCAGCACAAUCGUCAAGGUCGCAACUCUCCAGGAAUACGGCGUAGAUAAGUUCUUCUUCCUCGAGAACAAGAACGCCGACACUAGCCAGCGAAAUGUCAUCUUCAUAGCUCGCGGGGAGUGCGCUCGUCAUGCACAAGCCAUAGCAGAACAGAUUCGGCGUUUACAGCGAGAGAGCCAAACCGGUCACGAGUUCCACAUCUUCUGGGUGCCUCGACGGACACUCGUCUCCGACAAGCUGCUCGAGGAAGCCGGCGUCUUAGGCGACGUGAACAUCUCUGAACUGCCUUUAUACUUCUUUCCACUAGAGAAGGACCUUCUUUCCCUCGAGUUGGAUGAAUCUUUCCGCGACCUCUAUCUCUCAAAAGACGUUACACCAUCCUUCCUGCUCGCCAAGGCCUUGAUGGAGAUCCAACAGAACCAUGGUUUGUUUCCCCGAAUCAUCGGCAAAGGCGACAACGCCAAACGGGUUGCCGAGCUCCUGGCAAGAAUGCGACAAGAGAUACUUGCGGGCGAGGAUGCGAACGAAACAAAUCGAGGCGGCUUGACGCCAAGCACGCUUACAGAAAGUGUCAUAAUAAUCGACCGCGAAGUGGACUUCGUCACUCCUUUGCUAACUCAGUUGACCUACGAGGGACUCAUCGACGAGGUAUUCGGCAUUCAGAACAAUCAAGCCGAGGUUGAUACCACUGUUGUCGGGGCACCUUCUCAAUCCUCAGCUACCAGCGCACAAGCUAGGAAACGAAAAAUCCAACUCGAUUCCUCCGACAAGUUGUACGAGCAACUUCGCGAUACGAAUUUUGCUAUUGUCGGUAGCUUACUUAACAAAGUUGCCCGCCGGCUUCAGAAUCUACAAAAGGACUACGAAGGACGGAAUAGUCACAAAUCCAUCGCCGAGCUCAAGGAUUUUGUCAGCAAGCUGCCCGGAUACCAAGCGGAGCAGCAAAGUCUGCGUAUACAUACAGGCUUGGCGGAGGAGGUCAUGAAGUACACACGGACAGACCAGUUUAAAGGUCUCUUGGAGGCCCAGCAAAACCUAGCUGCAGGCGCGGACCCUUCUUCACAGUUCGAAGCCAUCGAAGAACUGAUUGCUCGAGAUACCCCGCUUCCAGAAGUGCUGAGACUGCUCUGUAUUUACUCAUGCAUAUCGGGCGGCAUCAAACCGAAGGAAUUCGACCAGUUCCGACGGCUUAUCCUCGAGGGCUACGGCUAUCAGCACAUACUCACUCUGAAUAACCUCGAAAAGCUUCAACUGUUCUUGUCACGCUCUUCCCCACUGGCAGAAAUGAUCCCGAUGACUGGCUCUGGUGGCAACAACACAGGGACAAAGACCAACUACACAUAUCUCCGCAAGCUCCUGCGGCUCAUCGUCGACGAAGUUCAGGAAGACGAUCCAAACGACAUCGCGUACGUAUAUAGUGGUUAUGCGCCACUGUCGAUUCGCCUUAUCCAGUGUGUGCUUCAAAAGCAGUACCUGCUCCAGGUCACGAGAGGCAAUGGCGUUAGUGGCGCGACCGGAGCGUCCGCAGCGCAAGGUUGGCAUGGGUUCGACGAAGCUGUAAAGCACGUCCGUGGGCAGACAUUUUACGAGUUACAAAAGGGCGAGGAGAAGGCCGUCAAAGCUCGAGCGUUGCUGUCGGGAGGCACGGAGAAGCAGACUGUGUUUGUGGUCUUCGUCGGAGGCAUAACGUUCACCGAGAUCGCUGCUCUACGGUUCAUUGCAAAGCAGGAAGAAGCACGGAGAAACAUCGUCAUAUGCACGACGUCAAUCAUUAGCGGAGACCGAAUGAUGGAUGCGGCAAUCGAGAAGGAUUCGUUUGCAAGAGAUAACAUUAAACCUGCGAGCCCGACUCCAUGA
Colletotrichum orchidophilum is the source of this 1983-nucleotide messenger RNA. RefSeq names its product Sec1 family protein. Gene Ontology annotation, biological process: intracellular protein transport; vesicle-mediated transport. Gene Ontology annotation, cellular component: CORVET complex; fungal-type vacuole. NCBI's taxonomy places the organism in Eukaryota, Fungi, Ascomycota, Sordariomycetes, Glomerellales, Glomerellaceae. The transcript has 4 exons. The coding region runs from base 1 to 1983 and encodes 660 amino acids. The record is from RefSeq and is a predicted model, not a curated record.